Messenger RNA from Hymenoscyphus albidus, 2038 nucleotides. The record is from the annotation of a GenBank genome assembly. NCBI's taxonomy places the organism in Eukaryota, Fungi, Ascomycota, Leotiomycetes, Helotiales, Helotiaceae.
CAAAGGCUUAGAAAUCCACAGCUCUAUUCUACCUACGUACAUAACACAUAGGGGGGAAUAGCAAUGGCUAAUAUGCUUCGCGCCAUUGACCCAUUGCCUUGCAAGCUUCACCAUAUAAUACCGCCCUGAACCCACGGCUUCCUAUCCCAACCAACCCCGCUACCCCGCCAAAUCCCUCAUCAUAUACGGAUACUAUACCCAUAGUCCACGAUGGAACUCUACGAAGAGUUCCCAUUUCACGAUGGAGAGAAGGCCAUGCACAAACUUCUUCAAGUACCCAUGCGUGACAAUCCUACACAACCAUUCCUUACUCCAAAUGCUGCCAACACUCUUAUCCGGUCACCAAUACUUGCGAUAGGUGCUCUCGACUUGAAAGGAAGGCAUUGGACGUCGUUAUGGGGAGGUGAGGCUGGAUUUUCGAGGCCGGUGGCUCAAGGAAUAAUAGGCAUGAAAACAGUCAUUAAUCAAUCCUACGACCCCGUUGCGGAGAUUCUUCUUGAGGGGAAACACGACGGGGAAGUGGUGAAGGCUGAAGGCGCUGGGAAGAUGGUGGGCAUGCUAGCAAUCGAUCUGGAGACCAGGAGCAGGGUCAAGUUAUAUGGCCGAAUGGUUGCUGGAGCUUUGCAGGGUACCGAAGGAGGAAUUGGCGACGUGCAACUUGUUGUUAAGAUUGAGCAAUCGCUGGGUAUGUACUGGCCACCCCUCAGGCGAUUUCUUGAGCCAAUCACUGAUAGGCAAUUGUCCGAAAUAUCUCAACAAGAAACAUAUCCUCCCCAGCAUACCACAACCUAAACUUGUUACCUCUGAAUUGCCUUUACCUCAAGCAGCACUUGACCUUGUCUCGAAGUCUGACCUAUUCUUCAUCUCCUCUUCAAACCAGGAAGCAGAUAUGGAUACGAAUCACAGAGGAGGUCCACCAGGAUUUGUUCGAAUGCUUCAGACUGAAAAAGGAACAAGCUUGGUCUAUCCAGAAUACAGUGGAAACCGGCUCUAUCAAACCCUCGGAAACCUCAUUACCACCCCACAAGCAGGCCUGAUCUUUCCCGAUUUCGAAACUGGCGAUGUGCUUUACGUGACUGGUAACACCGAGAUCUUGGCUGGCAAAUCGGCGGCAGAACUGAUUGCGCACACAAAUCUGGCAGUCAAAGUAAACAUCGAAGCCGUACGCUUCGUAGUAAAUGGUCUCGGUUUCCGUGGGGAAGUGGGGGAAUACUCUCCAUACAACCCCCCUGUCAGAUAUCUAUCCACGGAACCUCCACAAAGUACUAAGGAGCUCGAGCAGAUACCGGUCCAACUUGUUAAUAAGAAAAUCAUCACACCCACAAUAGGAAGAUUUCGAUUUCGCAUUACUGACGCCCAAGAACCAGGUCUUCAGUGGAAACCAGGACAACAUGUAGCCCUAGGCUUCAAGGAUGAAUUAGAUACUGGAUAUCGUCACAUGAACGACGAUGACCCGAAGAGUCUCAAUGAUGACUAUAUCAGGACUUUUACUGUAUCUUCACGUCAGGAUUCUCGUGCAAGUAACGAGGAAUUCGAGAUUACGAUCCGGAAGGUCGGGGUAGUUACCGAUUUCCUAUUUAAACGAAAUCUCCGCGCGGGUCUUGAGGUCUCCCUGCAAGGCUUCGGUGGAGAUUUAUUCAUCAAACAGAAUACCAACGAAAGCGUGGCUUUUUUAGCUGCCGGUGUUGGCAUCACACCACUUCUCGCCCAGAGCAAGGACCUUGAUUUACAGCGAUUCCACCUCUUCUGGACAAUUCGCGCGGAUGAUUUAGCUCUUGUUAGUGAUACUUUUGAUCAGAACCCUGGUCUGGAUAAAAGAACGAGGUUGUCUGUUACUGGAGCUGUGAAUGAAGAGUCGGUUGCCUGGAAGAGAUUAAAUACUUCUUGUGCGAUGUUGUGUAAAGGUAGGAUGGCGAAGAGUGAUCUUGAGGGUGUGGAGGCGGCUAGGUGGUAUUUGUGUACGGGGAACUCUUUGAGAAAUUUGUUGGCUGGGUGGUUGUCGGGGAAGGAGGUGGUGUAUGAGGAUUUUAAUUAUUGA